Messenger RNA from Vitis riparia (riverbank grape), 1209 nucleotides. RefSeq names its product TLC domain-containing protein At5g14285-like. NCBI's taxonomy places the organism in Eukaryota, Viridiplantae, Streptophyta, Magnoliopsida, Vitales, Vitaceae. Bases 365 to 1111 code for a protein of 248 amino acids. Gene Ontology annotation, cellular component: membrane. The transcript has a single exon. The record is from RefSeq and is a predicted model, not a curated record.
CGUAUGGCAAAAGGAAUGUGAAACUUGUUAUAGCAAAAGUUUGUAUAUCAAUUAUUAAUAGAUAAGCUUCGGUUUGCAAGUUUCAACUUGCAGGACCCUCUGAUCCGAAUAUCCCAAAAAGCAGCAUAUGACGAAUAAUAAAGGUGGGAGUCUGGUAUAUCCCUAAUGUUUGAAGUGUCAUGUGCCUUCUCUUUUAUCUCCAUUGCAACUUGCAACUCCAACUCUCUCAUAUCCCAACUCCAAAUGCCCCUAAACGUCACAGGGGCCCUCAGCAUGUUUCUCUGCCUCUCAAGAUACUAAAGUUCCAAUAAUUUGCUACUUCCUGAUUCAAUUGUGAGUACUGUCUCUCUCUCUUUGGUGCUUCAUGGAAACCGUUUGUUUUUACAGCCCAACCCUUCCUGUGUUCCUCAUGGUUUUUCUCCUUGUCUAUAUCUUUGGUUACGUCGGAGUUUUCCGCAACUGGGGUCAAAAACAACGGCUGGAGGCUUCCAGCUGCCUCAUCUCUUUGGCCCAUGGCAGUCCUGCUGUUUUCAUGGCCAUCCAUGCAAUACUAGAUACUGAAACUCCACGGAGUUUCGCUUCUGCAAACUCUACUUCUCAAAAUUUUGUACUAGAAUUCAGCAUUGCGUACUUCCUGGUGGACCUUCUGCACUACCUGCUGUUCUUUCCCAAUGAUGUCCUCUUCAUCAGCCACCAUUUAGGAACCCUCUAUGUCUUCAUAACAUGCCGAUACAUGGUCAAUCAUGGAGCUUUGGCGAUUCUGGGGCUUCUAGUUCUUGCAGAAGCUACGAGUCCUUGUCAAAAUAUACGGACCCUAGCCAAUGCCCGGAAAGAGGAUGUGCCCGCUGCUUCCAAAUUCUAUGAAUUCUUGUCUCCCCCCUUUUGUGCUUUCUAUUCUACAGUUAGAGGGAUUCUAGGACCAUUGUUUUUGUAUGAGAUUGGGGCCUUUUUUUCAAGUGGGGUAGCUGAUAAUGUGAUUCCAAGGUUGGUGUGGAUUUCUUGGAUGAUUGUUGUGGUGGCUGCAAUCUUGGGUAGCAUGUUGUGGGUUCUGAAUCUUUGGAUGGAGCUGAUUAGAACAAGAGGUCAAAAGUUGCAGAAGAAAGUAAGUUAGAAUUAUUGCAGGUUUUUCAUACUGGAGAUUUAAGGCUUUCAACUCUUGUACCAUACACUCUGUAAACUCUGUAAUUAAGGUGUUUUGAAUCCAAACUC